AUGCCAAUAAUCGAGAUGACUAUUCGGCGUGUGAAUCUGAGUGCACGACUGCACACCAAUGAAACAUAUGAAUCUUAUUUUAAGCGUCGUAUUGCAGCCGUUGUUAGUAAUUAUUGCGAGCAGCAGGCGGACGAAUGUAUGGCUACUACGCUUAGGUUAAAAAAGGAAAACAUCGUGCUUUUGAAUGUCAAUGUAAAUGAUGACCAGUCAACAACAGUGGGCUUUGUUGUUACAAAAAGUCAACGACGCAGUAUGCUUGGUGACCAGACAAUCAUGGAUUCCACCAAAGUUAAAUAUAUUCUGUCGGCGCAGCUGGCAUCUUUAUCCCGAGUUCUGGGAGGUGUCCGAAUCGAGCGAGUCGAGACGGCUAUGCUUCGGCGGGAGGGCAUCGGCGCUUCACGAGAUAACACACGCCUUAUAAUCAUCCUCUCCAUUGUUGCAAUAUUUCUCAGUGUUACGUAUAUUAUUGCUGCUGUUCGAGUCUGCAGGUUAGCCUUAUGA
Molecule: messenger RNA, 501 nt
Organism: Gongylonema pulchrum
Lineage: Eukaryota; Metazoa; Nematoda; Chromadorea; Rhabditida; Gongylonematidae
Source: the annotation of a GenBank genome assembly